AUGUGUUGUGGAGUCCCGCUGAUUCUUGAGAGUUGGGUCGAUCACUACUUGACGUGGGAUCCCUCGGAAUACGGUAAUAUUCGAGAGGUUCGUCUACCGAUAUCCAACAUAUGGAAGCCGGACGUAUUGCUCUACAAUAGCGUCGACCAACAGUUCGACAGCACAUGGCCAGUGAACGCUGUCGUCUAUCAGUGA
Cooperia oncophora is the source of this 195-nucleotide messenger RNA. The record is from the annotation of a GenBank genome assembly. Lineage: Eukaryota; Metazoa; Nematoda; Chromadorea; Rhabditida; Trichostrongylidae.